Penaeus chinensis is the source of this 1053-nucleotide messenger RNA. RefSeq lists its product as uncharacterized. The transcript is spliced from 7 exons. The record is from RefSeq and is a predicted model, not a curated record. Bases 1 to 924 code for a protein of 307 amino acids. Lineage: Eukaryota; Metazoa; Arthropoda; Malacostraca; Decapoda; Penaeidae.
AUGAGUGAACACUACGGGAGCCAUGUUGUCAUGAGCUCUUCGGUCCCUAGCCAUAAACCACGGAGAAGAUGUAUGUGCAUGACGCCCGUGUCAAGCCAUGCAUCUCUCACAGAGACGGAGAGUCGCCACAACGCCCGAAUACAUUUUUAUUGGCUGGAAAUACUACUUGAUAUUUCUAUGGUCGCAUGCUUUGCCGCACUCCAGCGCUUCGUAUGUACAACAAAGCUCGACAAGGAUUCUGCACAAACCUGGAGUAAAAAGUCUUCCCAAAUAAUUCCCAGUUAUGAGGAUAGACCAGCGGUGCGGGGAAGCCAGUACAUCUUGAGCAGUCCAGGACACCACGCAGCUCCGAAAACUACAGCUGACAUGAUUAGGUACUUGUUGGGAUCAUGCCUGGUGGCGGUGUUGAUGGUAGAAACUGCAGCUAACUAUGGAGUACCUGCCCCACAAGUUCCAAGUUAUGGCGCCAGACCUCAACAGCAGGCUUGUCAAACUUAUGUCGUCACGACAACAGUGGCAACUCCGCAGUAUUUCACUGACACAAAGUACCUAACACAGUACCAGACGCAGUACCAGACGCAGUACCAGACGCAGUAUCAAACUCAGUAUAAAACUCAGUACGUCACCAAAAAGCAACCAGUGUCCAUAUACGUCACCAAAACAGUCUCCAGCUACGUCACCCAGACACAGCAAGUAAACCAGUACGUCACACAAACGGUGCCCAGCUACGUCACUACCACCGUUAGAGUCCCUCAGUAUGUGACUCAGUCCUGCCUAGUUAAUGGAGGAUAUAGCAGCAGUGCAGGCGGUGGAUACAACGGGAACACAGGAUACGGCAGCAGUGGUAGCCCCCCAGCUAUAGACAUACGCCAGGGACCUAAUGACGAACCUACCGUGGGCGACGAGGAAUGGGCGUGGGUCUAGAAAGAAUAGCGUUGACAUGCAAGAUGUGGACAAUUGUAGUUUUCAUCUCUGGAUAUCAAGUCAUUGAAAAGGCACUGUCUUAUAUCACCGUCACUGCAGUGUGUAUUGGAAAUAAAUGGAUUUAUUGAU